This is a messenger RNA of Fusarium redolens, 462 nucleotides long. RefSeq names its product the histone deposition protein Asf1. NCBI's taxonomy places the organism in Eukaryota, Fungi, Ascomycota, Sordariomycetes, Hypocreales, Nectriaceae. Bases 1 to 462 code for a protein of 153 amino acids. Gene Ontology annotation, molecular function: histone binding. The transcript is spliced from 3 exons. The record is from RefSeq and is a predicted model, not a curated record. Gene Ontology annotation, biological process: DNA replication-dependent chromatin assembly. Gene Ontology annotation, cellular component: nucleus.
AUGUCUGUCGUUUCGCUUUUGGGCGUUAAUGUCCUGAACAACCCAGCCAAGUUCACCGACAAGUACGAGUUUGAGAUUACUUUCGAAUGCCUCGAGCCGCUGGAAAAGGAUCUUGAGUGGAAGCUCACUUACGUUGGAUCCGCUACCAGUGACCAGUACGACCAAGAACUCGACUCCCUUCUCGUCGGUCCCAUCCCCGUUGGUGUCAACAAGUUCGUUUUCGAGGCCGAUGCCCCCAAAACCGCGCGCAUUCCCGAUGCUGAGAUUCUCGGUGUCACUGUUAUUCUCCUGACCUGCGCCUACGAUGGACGCGAGUUCAUUCGCGUCGGUUACUACGUCAACAACGAAUAUGAUUCGGAGGAACUUAACGCUGAGCCCCCCGCUAAGCCCAUCAUUGAGCGUGUGAAGCGCAAUGUUUUGGCUGAGAAGCCCCGAGUGACUCGAUUUGCCAUCAAAUGGUAA